AUGUCUUCCUUUCCGAUUGAAAGGUCUCACAAUGGAAAUUUAAAGUGUCCAGAGGCGCUAGGUAGUGUGGCAGAAAAGAAGGAAUUUGAUUUCUCAAAAGCAUUAGAUAGGCCAAGGGCUCUGAAUAUAGAGAGACAGAGAUCAUGUGAUGAAAGAUCGAUGGUUGAACUAUCCAUAGGCUAUUCUCCACGUCAUUUGGUCACAAAAUCUGAACUCACAUCUCGCCUGGCAGAUCAUGUUGAUCAUUUACAUUCUCCUCUGCUAAAGUCAGGUAUUAAUACUCCAAGAUCACCGACAUGGGAUCCACAUCCAUUAACAUCAGAAGCUUGGGAAGCUCUGAGGCGUUCCUUGGUAUAUUUCCGUGGCCAGCCAGUUGGCACGAUUGCUGCUUUGGAUAAUUCUGAUGAGAAACUUAACUAUGAUCAGGUGUUUGUAAGAGACUUUGUCCCAAGUGCUUUGGCUUUUCUGAUGCAUGGGGAACCGGACAUUGUUAAAAAUUUUAUUUUAAAGACCCUUCGCCUUCAAUCGUGGGAGAAAAAGAUUGACAGGUUCCACCUAGCAGAAGGGGUGAUGCCUGCUAGUUUUAAAGUAUUCCAUGAUCCGGUCAGAAACCAUGAGACCCUCAUAGCAGAUUUUGGUGAAAGUGCAAUAGGCAGGGUUGCUCCUGUUGAUUCUGGAUUUUGGUGGAUCAUAUUACUUCGUGCAUACACAAAGUCUACGGGAGACUCUUCUCUGGCUGAACAACCUGAAUGUCAAAAGGGCAUGCGCUUGAUCCUGAGUCUAUGUCUGUCAGAGGGGUUUGACACGUUCCCAACUUUACUAUGUGCUGAUGGAUGCUGCAUGAUUGAUCGCAGAAUGGGUGUUUAUGGGUAUCCAAUAGAAAUUCAAGCAUUGUUCUUCAUGGCUCUAAGAUGUGCCUUGCAAUUACUUAAGCAAGAUGCUGAAGGGAAAGAGUUCAUGGAGAGAAUUGUAAAACGGUUGCAUGCCUUAAGCUAUCAUAUGAGGAGCCACUUUUGGUUGGAUUUGAAGCAACUCAAUGAUGUAUACCGCUUCAAAACAGAAGAGUAUUCACAUACUGCAGUGAACAAGUUCAAUGUUAUUCCUGAUUCUUUGCCAGAUUGGGUGUUUGAUUUCAUGCCCCAACAUGGUGGAUACUUUGUUGGGAAUGUGAGCCCAGCUAGGAUGGAUUUCCGGUGGUUUUGCCUGGGAAAUUGCGUGGCCAUUUUGUCCUGCAUGGCAACUCCUGAACAGUCAACUGCAAUCAUGGAUCUCAUAGAAUCACGCUGGGAGGAACUGAUUGGGGAGAUGCCUGUCAAAGUCUGUUAUCCAGCUCUAGAAAGCCAUGAGUGGAGGAUCAUAACAGGGUGUGACCCAAAAAAUACUAGAUGGAGUUACCAUAACGGUGGAUCCUGGCCAGUUCUUGUGUGGCUUCUGGCUGCAGCGUCGAUAAAGACCGGGAGACCCCAAAUUGCAAGACGUGCCCUUCAUAUAGCUGAGAGCAAAUUGCUAAAGGACAACUGGCCUGAAUAUUACGACGGAACGUCGGGCCGAUACAUUGGGAAACAGGCCCGUAAAUUUCAGACCUGGUCUAUUGCUGGGUACUUGGCCGCUAGGAUGAUGCUUGAUGAUCCAUCCCAUUUAGGUCUUGUGGCUCUGGAAGAAGACAAACAACUCAAGCCCUUACUCAAGAGAUCAAACUCAUGGACUUUGUGA
This is a messenger RNA of Sphenostylis stenocarpa, 1713 nucleotides long. NCBI's taxonomy places the organism in Eukaryota, Viridiplantae, Streptophyta, Magnoliopsida, Fabales, Fabaceae. The record is from the annotation of a GenBank genome assembly.